AUUAUUAAAAAUAUAUACAAUUAAAAACAAUUAAAACAUCUGCAGAGUCCCCAUUUCGAUUUGCGCUCCGGUUUUUUUGUUGUUGUUGUUGUCAGCGUUGCUUUUGUUUGUUUGUUUUGUUUUCCCCAACCGCUUCCUGGGAAAUGGGAAAAGUUACUAGCUGGUACCCAGGGUGGCGUUUCGCUUUGCUCGCCGCUCGGAUCUGGCUUUUGAUCCUUACUUUUGGCUUUAUCGGAGCAGACAUCACUUGCCGAUCGUGCCGCUGGCAGGUGCGGCUACAGCCGCAGCCACCAGCCCGAGGAUUAUUAAUGAACUUGAGGCCAGCACAAGGAGGCGAUGAGGCCGGAGAGAUACCUGUGGAUAAAAGAGGUGAGAAGCCCGCGGAUCGCAACCGAGAAGCGGCGGAUGCCGGGAGUCCGAUCUCGGCUGCUUCUGCCGGGGAGCAACGUGUCGGGAUGGGAUCAAAGGGUUGGAUGGGAUCGAGCAAAGGGACCGGCGAGCUCCCAGAAUUUCCCCCGAUCCGACUCAGACUAUCUCCUCCAGAUGUUGAAAGGCCCAUCCGCAAAAAGUUAGCCUCGGCUCCCGCUCUGUUUCCAGCAGGGAGUGCAGGGCGUCGGGGGACCAGUUUGGAGCCUGGCCGGAGAUCCGGAUCGGCGCUCCUGAGCCGGCGGAGAAGAAAUAACCGGAACGAUCGGAGGAGGCGGUCGAGUCGGAAACCCAGAGGAGCUCCGGCUGAAAGAGACGCGCAGCUGGAGAGCAGGGCACGGGCAGCGCCGGAGCAGCUGCUGGCAAAAGCCACGCGCUUCCGACAGGAAGAACUCAAAUUGACAAGUACGACCUUUGCUCUCACUGGAGAUUCGGCGCAUAACCAAGCCAUGGUGCACUGGUCGGGCCACAACAGCAGUGUGAUUUUAAUUCUGACAAAGUUGUAUGACUACAACCUGGGAAGUAUCACAGAGAGCUCAUUGUGGAGGUCAACUGAUUAUGGGACAACAUAUGAAAAGAUGAAUGACAAAGUGGGUCUGAAGACCAUUUUGAGCUACCUUUAUGUCUGCCCAACAAACAAGCGGAAGAUUAUGUUGCUUACGGAUCCUGAGAUUGAGAGCAGCCUGCUGAUCAGUUCUGAUGAAGGAGCCACCUAUCAAAAAUACCGGUUGAACUUCUACAUCCAUAGCAUGCUCUUUCAUCCCAAGCAGGAGGACUGGAUUUUGGCAUACAGUCAGGAUCAGAAGUUGUACAGUUCAGUUGAAUUUGGAAGAAGAUGGCUACUUCUACAAGAAUCCAUAACCCCAAAUAGAUUCUACUGGUCUAAAAUGGGUACUAGCAAAGAUCCAGACAUAGUCCACAUGGAGGCAAAAACACUGGAUGGCCAUGCACAGUACAUCACCUGUAGGAUGCAGAACUGCUCUGAAGCUGUAAGAAGCAAACCUUUCCCUGGAUACAUUGAUUCCGACUCUCUCAUUGUCCAAGAUGAUUAUGUAUUUGUUCAGCUGACAUCUGGAGGUCGGCCACAUUACUACGUGUCUUACCGCAGAAAUACUUUUGCACUGAUGAAACUUCCUAAAUAUGCUUUGCCAAAGGACAUGCAUGUUAUCAGCACUGAUGAGAAUCAAGUGUUUGCUGCAGUUCAGGAAUGGAACCAGAAUGAUACAUACAACCUUUACAUCUCUGAUACCCAGGGGAUUUACUUUACCCUGGCUUUAGAAAAUGUCAAAAGUAGUCGAGACCUAGAAGGCAAUGUGAUGAUAGACCUGUAUGAGGUAGCAGGGAUAAAGGGAAUGUUCUUGGCUAACAAGAAGAUUGACAACCAAGUAAAAACUUUCAUCACCUACAACAAAGGCCGAGACUGGCAUUUGCUGCAGGCCCCGGACACAGAUCUGAGAGGGAACCCUGUUCAUUGCCUACUACCAUAUUGCUCUCUUCAUCUCCACCUGAAGGUUUCAGAGAAUCCUUACACUUCUGGUAAUAUUGCCAGUCGCGAUACAGCUCCAGGAAUCAUUGUAGCCUCUGGUAACAUUGGAUCAGAGUUGUCAGAAAAUGAUAUCAGCAUGUUUGUUUCGUCUGAUGCUGGAAACACUUGGAGACAAAUCUUUGAAGAUGAACACAGCGUCCUUUAUCUGGACCAAGGUGGGGUUUUGGUUGCUAUGAAACAUACAUCUCUGCCUAUCAGACAUCUCUGGUUAAGUUUUGAUGAAGGAAGAUCUUGGAGCAAGUACAGUUUCACCUCCAUCCCGCUUUUUGUUGAUGGGGUUUUGGGAGAGCCUGGGGAAGAGACUUUAAUAAUGACUGUUUUUGGACACUUCAGCCAUCGUUCUGAGUGGCAGUUGGUAAAAGUGGAUUACAAGUCCAUUUUUGAUAGACGCUGUGCAGAAGAUGAUUAUCGACCCUGGCAGCUUCACAGCCAGGGAGAAGCAUGCAUCAUGGGAGCCAAAAGGACUUACAAGAAGCGUAAGUCAGAAAAGAAAUGCAUGCAAGGCAAGUACGCUGGAGCCAUGUCCUCUGAGCCAUGUGUCUGCACAGAAGCAGACUUUGACUGUGAUUAUGGGUUUGAGCGCCACAGCAAUGGCCAGUGUUUGCCAGCUUUUUGGUAUAACCCAUCAUCUUUGUCAAAAGAAUGCAGUCUUGGUCAAAGUUAUCUCAAUAGCACUGGGUACAGAAAGGUCGUGUCUAAUAACUGCACAGACGGUGUGCGUGAGCAGUACACAGCCAAACCACAGCAGUGUCCUGGCAAAGCCCCGCGAGGACUUCGGAUUGUCACAUCAGAUGGCACACUGACAUCAGAACAAGGGCAUAAUGUUACCUUCAUGGUACAGCUGGAAGAGGGUGACAUUCAAAGAUCAAUAAUCCAUGUGGAUUUUGGAGAUGGUAGUGCUGUGUCAUAUGCCAAUCUCAGCUCAACAGAAGAUGGAAUCAGGCACAUCUAUCAGAAUGUUGGCAUCUUCCGUGUAACUGCACAGAUCAAAAACAGCCUGGGGACUGACACUGCAGUUCUGUAUUUGCAUGUAAAUUAUGUUCUGCCUUUGAUAAAAACUGUUGAUGGUACAGGUGUUAGGUUUUAUUUCAUGCAAACAUAUUUUAGAGAUGAACCAAGAAUUAGAAAACCAUUAAUUACUCUAGAAGGGAGUAUCACAUUUACUUUCUCUACAGAAGGUAUGAACAUAAUCACAGUACAAGUUUCUGCAGGAAAUACAAUUCUGCAAGACACCAAGAUGAUUGCAGUAUAUGAGCAUUUUCAGUCUUUACGCAUUUCGUUUUCUCCAAAUCUGGAUGACUAUAAUCCAGAUAUUCCUGAAUGGAGACGGGACAUUAGUCAUGUCAUCAAAGCCGUUCUAGUUGAGGCAACAAUCAUUUCUAGUGAACAUAUUUUGGUAGCAAUCCUGCCAGGAUUACCCACCUCAGCUGAACUCUUUAUUUUGCCCUAUAAGAAUACCAAUGGAGAAAGUAAAGAAACAGCUGAAGAUCUGCAACAGAUUUCAGAAAUAUUGGUCCAGAAAUUAAACCAAAAUGCCAUUCAGUUCAACUUAAAACCUGGAGUUAGAAUCCUUGUUCAUGCGGCUCAUUUAACAGCAGCUCCACUCAUAGAUGUCACGCCUAGCCAUAGUGGUUCAGCCAUGCUAAUGUUGCUGUCUGUAAUAUUUGUAGGAUUGGCAGUAUUUGUAAUCUACAAAUUCAAAAGGAAGAUUCCGGGCAUUAAUGUUUAUGCACAGAUGCAGAAUGAGAAAGAUCAAGAGAUGGUCAGUCCAGGCAGUCAAAGUGAAAGCAUUCCUAAUGUCCCUCAGAGGGAGCUGAUGAACCCACAGCAACUAGUAGAUGAGAAGUUGGAUACCAGGCCUACAGGAAGUAUUUCCACAGUUGCUGAGACUCAAAGCACAAAAGAAAUUCCUACCUGUGUUAAUGUUUGA
This is a messenger RNA of Pseudonaja textilis, 3902 nucleotides long. NCBI's taxonomy places the organism in Eukaryota, Metazoa, Chordata, Lepidosauria, Squamata, Elapidae. The record is from RefSeq and is a predicted model, not a curated record.